Belonocnema kinseyi is the source of this 465-nucleotide messenger RNA. RefSeq lists its product as uncharacterized. Gene Ontology annotation, molecular function: nucleic acid binding. NCBI's taxonomy places the organism in Eukaryota, Metazoa, Arthropoda, Insecta, Hymenoptera, Cynipidae. The transcript has a single exon. Bases 1 to 465 code for a protein of 154 amino acids. The record is from RefSeq and is a predicted model, not a curated record.
AUGGCUCACAACCACAGGAAAUGGGAUGACACUCUAAAGUUCAUUUGCAUGGCCUAUAACACGAUGAUCCAUGAAGGGACAGGAUUUUCAACCUUUUACUUAACAUUUGGAAGAGAUGCAAACUUACCCUCACUACUUGCCACCACUCUAAACCUUAAAUCCCCUGAGUUAGUAAGACUUUGGAAAAAAAGGCACGAGAAAUACAUACGGCGGGCUCGUGAAAGAAUUGAAAAAUCGAAAGAAAAAUAUAAGCGGGUCCAAGAUGCAAAAAUUGUCAUCCUGGAGAAAAAUUUUGAAAUUGGUGAUUUAGUAUUACUUGAGAACAAUAAAACGGGGAAGCUAUUACCAGACUGGAAAGGACCUGCUACUAUUAUUGGCAUCGAAACCAAUAAUAAUCACGUGGUACUCAUUAACAACGAACGACAACGAAUCCAUGAGAACAAAUUAAAACUAUACUACUCCUAG